CUGAGGCCUAGCGCCCGCCCCGAGCUGAAGUAAGCAGUAACUCCGGUGUUAACCCGGGGGAGAGGUUCAUCCCCCCCGCCUUUUUACUAGAAUCGAAAUUGUUGCUGAAGGGACCAAAGAUGUCUCAGUUCCCUGCGCCCAGUUCUCAGCAGCGGGUGUCUGCGGGCAGUAGGAACAAGGUGCGGCUAAAGCCAGGUCGAAGUUUGAUGGACUGGAUCCGUCUAAAACAGAGUGGAAAGGAUAUGACAGGGUUGUGUGGCAGGCUUAUUGCGGUAACUGAGGAAGAACUUGCAAAACACAAUAAGAAGACUGACUGCUGGAUCUGUAUCAGAGGCAUGGUUUACAAUGUGACACCAUAUUUGGAAUAUCACCCUGGAGGAGAGGAGGAGCUUAUGAGAGGUGCAGGAGCUGAUGGAACAGAAUUAUUUGAUCAGAUUCACACCUGGGUCAACUCUGAAUCCAUGCUGAAGGAAUGCCUUGUAGGAAGAAUGGCUUUGAAGCCUAAAGCUGUUGCUAAAGUUUUUGAGAAUCAGUCAGGUUUUGAAGUGCCAAAGCAGACAUCACUAAAUGGUACAAGUGUUCCAGAUGGGUUUGAGAAACAAUCAAAAGAGAUUUCCCUAAGACAUGAAUGGUUUCAGACAGAGGAUACAAUCACAGUUGUUAUAUACACCAAAAAAAAGGACAUCAACUCAGGUUCCGUGAUUGUAGAUUUGGAAGGUGGUGUGCUAAGAACAGAAGUUCGUCAACAAGAAUAUUCUUAUAUCCUUCACCUGGAAUUAAGUCAUGAAGUACAAGAGGUAGUUUCUGAAGUAAACUGCAAUUUUUCAGUGCACUGUGCCAGUAAGGUGGGAAAAAUAGAACUGCACCUGAAAAAGCUUAACAGUGCAAUAUGGAGUGAUCUUGGACAACCUCUAGAACAUCAUAACUCAUUCAAAAAGAAUACCGAUGGAGAUCUUUUUUACCGGAAAUGCACCCUGCUGUCAAAGAUGGAUGUGUCACAUGACACUAGAUUGCUGUGCUUUCAGCUACCACCUGGAUGUUAUUUGACAAUUCCUGUUGGACAACACAUUUAUCUCAAAGGUAGCAUUCAAGAUGUAGAAGCAGUUAGGCCGUAUACCCCUGUGCUGCCAUCCUUGUAUGCAGAACCAAAGGAUGAUGGUCUUACCUGUACAAAUAUCUAUUUAAUGAUCAAAAUCUACCCUGAUGGAUUGCUAACACCACAUAUUGACAAGCUUCAAAUCGGAAACUGUGUAUCCAUGAGUAGCCCAGCAGGCAACUUCAAACACUCGCAACUUAAAGGAAUAACUGAGCUCAUCCUAUUGGCCGCUGGUACAGGCUUCACUCCAAUGAUCAAACUUAUAAACUUCAGCUUGAAAAUUUCCUCUUUCAGGAAAAUCCGAUUGAUGUUCUUCAACAAGACAGAAAAGGAUAUUGUGUGGAGGGAUCAGUUAGACCAUUUGGCCUCGAAAGACGAAAGGUUUGAGGUUGAAUAUAUCCUGUCAGAGCCUCACCUCGAAUGGGCAGGGAAACGGGGAAAGAUUGAAAUGCCCCUUUGUUCAGAAUUUUUGACUGGGCGUCCUGAAGAGUUGAAAACACUUGUGUGUGUUUGUGGUCCAAUCUCCUUCACUGAGCAAGCUGUUGGCAUUUUCAAACAGUUAGGAUUUAACAAUGGAGAGAUUCAUGCUUUCAACGGAUAACAGCCAAUCAGCAACAACCCUGCAACUGUUACGUCAUUUUUGGUGCAACUACAGAAAACCUGCUGAGCAGGUUCUAUUGAAAACAUUUAUUAAAAUGUUAUUGUUAAACAUAGCACUGUCCUAUGCAUAACUCCUGCCUUAGUUUAGGUUUGUGUGCUGCAUUUGAUAUAAUUAUUCUGAAUGCAUUCAGUUUUUUAAAUGAACUUGCACAUAUAAUUUAUACUCAAUGAUCUGAUUGUACACAGUUAAGUAUUCUUGAGAGGCUUAAGUUUUUUUCCUGUAUUAUAUUAAAUGUGUAAGUAGAUUUAUAUUAAUAGUACCUGCAGUAACUGAAGGCUAAUUUGAUGUAUUAUGAUGAUGCGAUACUCUGUGACCUCAAACAGAUUUCUACUGUAUUCUAGAAAACUAUUGACAACAGUAAGUUAUAUUUUGUGAAUAAUUUAUGAUAGUAAUCCCUUAUUGAGCCUGGAGUAUGCACUGAUUUCUAUAUCUUGUAGUGCAGGCUGUAUAAAAUGACUCUCAAAUGACUUAUUCAAUUACAUUAUUUCUUGAAAAAUUAUAAUUUGAACAUUUAUAAUUUUUUUUAAAAGGUACAAUAAAAUAUUUAUGCAAACCUGAA
This is a messenger RNA of Carcharodon carcharias (great white shark), 2316 nucleotides long. Its product is annotated as cytochrome b5 reductase 4. The transcript is spliced from 16 exons. Gene Ontology annotation, biological process: generation of precursor metabolites and energy; superoxide metabolic process. Gene Ontology annotation, molecular function: oxidoreductase activity; heme binding. The record is from RefSeq and is a predicted model, not a curated record. Gene Ontology annotation, cellular component: endoplasmic reticulum. Lineage: Eukaryota; Metazoa; Chordata; Chondrichthyes; Lamniformes; Lamnidae. Bases 120 to 1697 code for a protein of 525 amino acids.